Molecule: messenger RNA, 1946 nt
Organism: Solanum dulcamara
Lineage: Eukaryota; Viridiplantae; Streptophyta; Magnoliopsida; Solanales; Solanaceae
Product: GLABROUS1 enhancer-binding protein-like 1
Exons: 4
Coding region: 85-1302 (405 amino acids)
Biological process (GO): regulation of DNA-templated transcription
Cellular component (GO): nucleus
Source: RefSeq, a predicted model, not a curated record
UCAAAUCAGGCGCCUUCUUCAUUUAUGACAAAUCAGUGCCUCUUCACUUCUUAAACAUAUCUCUCUCUCUAAACCCCAUUAACAAUGGAGGAAAAUGCAAGCACAGGCUCAGGAAAUUCUAAUUCCGUGUUUGUGAUGAAGGCAAGAGAAGAAGAGCAUCGGCUGAACGGAAUGGUCAGAAAGGAAAAAUCAAAGAAAAGAAAAAACAAGGAUAUUGAAGAAAAAAAGUCGAUUACCGACAAUGUCGCAAGGUUACUUUAUAAUGAUACUCCUUCCGACGGAUAUGAUGAAGAGCAAAGUCCUUCUCCGAAGAGGAUGAUGAAACCUCCCCCUUUUUCAAAAGUCUGGAGCGAUGAAGAUGAAAUUUCCAUACUCAGAGGUAUCAUUAAGUUCAAGGACCAAACAGGUCGUGAUGCCGGACAGAAUAUGGCCGAAUUUCGUGCAUUUAUCCUUCAAUCACUUACUCUUCAAGCUACGCUGGUCCAAUUAAGGGAGAAAAUAAGGCGUUUGAGAGAAAAGUAUGAAAAGACUGUUGGAAGAGGAAAUGCUUCUCUCACAACCCAGCACGAACUCCAACUGUUCCAAUUAUGUCAGAAAAUUUGGACUGAACAUCCUAACUCAUCGGGAACUGGGCAUCAGAAUCUACUGGUAAAGGAGAAGCAGAACGUUCCAGAAAACGGGCAGCCGGAACAGCAGAAUCUACUGGUGAAGGAGAAGCUGAACAAUCCAGAAAAACAGCACGACAUCCCAGAAUUUGGACGACCGGAGCAGCAGAAUCUACUGGUAAAGGACAAGCAGAACAUUCAAGAAAACGGGCCGCCGAAACAGCAAAAUCUACUGGUAAAGGAGAAGCAGAACAAUCCAGAAAAACAGCACAACAUCCCAGUAAUUGGACGGCCGAGACAGCAGAAUAUUCCACAAAUUCAGCAGCAUAAAAUUAUCCCGGAAACUGGACUGGAUGCGCAAACUUUGGAAGAUUUGUUCAAGCGAAUAUCGAAAGAUAUAGAACUUGUUACAAAUUCUAAGGCAUGUUUGAGCGGAAAUGAAAAUGAAGUUGGUAUAAGAGUGCUUGGUCUUAGCCUAGAAAGUAUGAAAUUAGGGAUAAAGUUAGGGACAUUGGUGCAGGAGAAAGCGAAUUCGCCUGAGUUGCGAGAUUCUCCAGAGUUACGGGAACAAGUGGUAUUAAGGGCCUAUCUGGAAGCGAAGAUAGAGCACGCACAACUACUUUUAAAUGCUUAUAAUAGUUUCAUUAAGGUUCUGGGAUUUUCUGUGCUGAAGACUUCAAGUUUAGGAUGGAGAUAAAACUAAACUGCUAAACACAGAUGUGGAAUACAAGCUACUAAUCAUGAGGAUCAUAGUAAUGAAGCCGAGUCAUCGGUGUCUGCUAUCAAAGACUGAAGCUUAUGGGUUCUGCAUUCUAUAUCAAACUAUCCUUGUUUUGUGUUAAGCAUUGAUAACUAGCUUUUCUGGUUGUCUGCUAUAUGUAUUGUUUUUGCACACUGCUACUAAGAUGGCUCUUGGAUGUUUUAAAGCGCUUUUGAUGCUCCUACUUUAUUGUUUUGGAGCUAACAUGGGUUCUAAGCUUUUAUAUGCCUGUGUUAUCUUUAUAUAUAUUAAAGGGAAAAUGGUCAAAAAUACCCCUCAAUUUUCUUUUAUUAGUUGACUUUAUCCUUACCGUUAAAAUCAAGUUAUUCUAUUUUAAACGGAUAAUUUUAAUUUGAUUUUAAUGGUAAGGGUAAAGUCAACUAAUAAAUGAAAAGUGAGGGGUAUUUUUGAUCAUUUUUCCUAUAUUAAAUAUAUACUAAGGCUUGUUUAAAUAUGUAGUUUGUACAAAAAUUGAACUGAAAAAAUGCUAUUGGUUUGUUGCUACUGGGUUAAUGGGGUUUUAAUGAUUUUGUAUAAAAAAUAUUAUCGGGUUAUCGGUUCAAUUUUUGUUUUUUAAUAUU